Pseudo-nitzschia multistriata is the source of this 2645-nucleotide messenger RNA. The record is from the annotation of a GenBank genome assembly. Lineage: Eukaryota; Bacillariophyta; Bacillariophyceae; Bacillariales; Bacillariaceae.
UAACGCGCCUGUAGUGUUGAUCUCAUACAACGUUCUACAUAAGAAAAUCAACGUUGAUUCAUUCACUGGAAUUCAAGUUUCAAGUUUUAAAGCAGUGGAGAACAGCCAACGAUGCGUCUAUGAUGAAAGGGACUGCUGGGGAUGUACUACGACCAACAAAAUAAGCGUCAGCAAAACGCUUCAACAAGAAUCCACCAAGACUAAUCGAGCAAUGGAGAACAAACGAAACAGAAGAAGAAUGAACGGUCGACUAAAAUUUUUGCCUCUGCUACCCUCGGCAAUUUUGUUUGUUGUCGUGUUUGCUCAUGUGCAGCUGUUGGUGAAGCAAAGAUAUUCUAUUGACGACUGCAACCACGAUAAAAUUGUUCCAACGACGAUGGCAUUUUCUUCAUCGGCGUGCAUCGGAACCCGGGAAUCUUCCUUUCCCACCAAAGAUGACAAAAAUUUCCGCGGCAAAACCUACGACUGCACGUGGACGCCAUCAUUAAGGUCGGGAGAGAGGAGGCAGCUACUGGUUUUGUUGACUGCCGGAAAGGCCAGCCUGCCUACUGCCAACAACACUCGCACCACAACCGGUUCGAAAACGGGAAUCAAACGUCCCAACACGCAAGUUCGAACCAUUAUGUCGAUGUUGGAAGAACGAUACGACGUUUUUCUGCCAUCGGAUUGCAAGGAUGGCAAGAUGGAUAAAACGAAAGAAUGGAAAAAGACAAGGAAUUAUUUGUACCACGCCAGUCGGAGCUUCCAAGACAGUAAUCACGACGAAAAUGGCAAUCGUGGUAACGAUAUCCGUAAUUUUUCCGAACAGGUCGUCAGCGUCUUGGACUUUUUGGACGAGCGGCUCGAACUGCCUUCGCACGUUUCGAAACGGAUCCUUCAGGAAUCUCCUCGGAUCCUCCGGAAACCAGUCGAUUCCUUUCUCAUUCCGACCGCCGACUUUUUGUUGCAGUUGUGGGGAAGGGAAUUGUUUCUAAAAGCGGUGGAGCGCAAUCCCGCCUUGUUGCUGACGAGCGGUGUAGGUUACACAACAAAUCGCAAGAAGAAAAGCGUUGCUGUAAGCCAAAGCACCGAUGCGGCCCCGUCGGACCGGGGCGGUGACGAUGAUGACUCCGACACCCGCACCGAAAACAAUUUCAAUACAAGCACAGACCAAAAUGUAGAGGAGAUACUCUUGAGUCGGACGGGGCUCUCUCCUAGCGCGAUCCGACGAAUGAAAAGAUCCACYCCGCUCGCGUUUGGUCUAUUGGGCUCGAAAGUGCAUUCGGUACUAGACUUUUUGGAUGGCAUUUUGCAGGAGAAAGAGUCGGGUGCGACGACGGCCAAAACAGGAAAAGUGACAAGAGCACAAACCAAGGCUGCACACGAGGAAGACUCAAACAAAAGGAAGAAGGUUCUCGGCAAGGUCAUUUCGGCCCACCCGUAUUUGCUAAAUUUGUCGGUCGAAUCUAAUCUGAAACCACGCGUGCAAUUUCUUGCAGAGAGUUGUGGCCUGAGUCCGACGCAACUUGCGAAAGUCGUUCAGACCUCUAACGGCUCGGUGCUAGGAUUGUCGGUUGAGAACAACUUGCAGCCCACCAUAGACUUUUUGCURGCGGAAAUCUUCUUCGAGGAUGAGAACGACAAGGAUGACCCUCGCUCGAUGCUCACAAAGUGCAUACUGACCCACCCGCAACUCUUGGGUCUCAGCAUUGCAAACCUUAAAUCCAAGGUGGACUACUUUGAUUCGAUUUGGCCUUCGCUGGCGGGUAGGAUUGCAAAAAGAUGCCCCGCCAUCUACUCGCUCAAUCUCGACCAGAACAUAUCGCCGACMGUUCACUUCUUGGCUAGGGUUUGGGGAAUGAACGGUGGGCAGGGAUUGUUGUCGGAGGAGGAAACCAUCAAGAAAGAGUUUUAUGCUAUGCUGUACGAGUAUCCAAACAUCAUUACACUUUCUGUAGAAGCAAACCUGCAACCGACCAUGAUGUUCUUCAAUAAGACGGGAUACACGUCGCUGAACGAGAACUGGGAAUUGGUUUCACCGAAGUCCUCGGUUGCCAGCGGUGUAGACAGUGCCUCCGACCAAAUGAACACCGUCCACGGGAAACAAGCGGCUUCCGGCCGCAUCCGGGGCAGAUACAUUGCGGCAUCUCUCUACAACCGAUUGCUGCCCCGGUGGCACUUUUGUCUCUCCCAUACCAAGCAGAAGAAACUCUCAGAGAAAAGUGUAGAUGCCGCUGUAUCUGCAACGGACCCUUCCUCCGUGGCGCUGCCGAUGCCAUCGACAUCGUCACCGCUUCCGCAGGAAACAUCCCCCGGGCUUUCACCGAUGACGCCGCCACUGCACGUUUUGGUGAUGGCGGACGACAAAGCCUUUUGUGAAGUCAUGGGAGUGGAGGUCGAACGAUUUCUGAGCUUCAAGAAGGAAGCUAUUCCGCGGCUCAAAUUUUCCAGCCAGUUUGACACCUGGCUCAAAACCGGCAAACCGAUUGAUCUGUGACACAACGAAAGAAUGACAUUGAUCAUGGUGUAAAUGUAGCAGAGCCUCGCCGGUGUUCGACCCCUUGGUUCGUGGGGAGUCUAUCGGAAUCAGUCCAUUGGAAGUGCUAACUUCGAGUAAGAUAGAGAAUUGAAAUAGUUUCAUACCACGUUAAAUGAUGAAUUUACAU